Messenger RNA from Triticum turgidum subsp. durum (durum wheat), 798 nucleotides. The record is from the annotation of a GenBank genome assembly. NCBI's taxonomy places the organism in Eukaryota, Viridiplantae, Streptophyta, Magnoliopsida, Poales, Poaceae.
AUGCCGGCCGGCACGCUGCUGGUAGUUGGUGGGUGGGUAUUCUCUCCGAUCAUCAAGGAGCUCAUCGGCGAGGUGAGAUCCUUGCUGAGCAGCAAGUACUCGAGCUUCAAACAUUUGGCCAAGCACCUCCGUCAGCUUGUAGAUGUCCUGGAGGAGAUGACCACGACCGUCGAGACCGUGCAGCAGCAGGGUCAACUGCGGCGCGCCGACGACGACGUCUCCGCCGGCGGCGGGACGGACAACUGGGUGGGCCGGCUCGUGGACGCCAUCCACGAUGUGCGGUCCGUCCUGGACGACUUCACCUACGACGACAUCGUCAAGUCCAACUUGCGCGACAACAAGGUCGCUCAGGUUGCUCACUCCGUGGCGAGAGCCGGCCGACGGCUGAUCGGCAGGGACAAGAAGCGGGAGUAUGGCCGGCUCGUCUGGGCUUUACUCAACGUCAGCGACGAGCCCAGCAGUAGCAGCAGCAACAAGAAUGUCGUGGCGGUCAUCGGCCACAGCGGCACCGGGAAGACCACGAUCGCUCGGCGGGCAUGGCAUGACAAGAGCAUCAACAACAAGCACUUCGAUCUGAUGGUGUGGGCGAGCGUUCCAUACAUGUUCACCCAGACCGACCUGUUGACUGAGAUCUGGAGGUCCAUCCCCGGAUCAAGCGGCGUCGACGAGAAGUGCCCCGCCACGGAGAUGAGCUUCGGCAUGCUCCAGCAGGCGGUCCAAGGGCUGGUCGCCUCUAGGAGGUACUCCCUCCGUUCCGAAUUACUUGUCUUGGAUUUGUCUAGAUACGGAUGUAUCUAG